This is a messenger RNA of Erpetoichthys calabaricus (reedfish), 723 nucleotides long. Its product is annotated as clumping factor B-like. The record is from RefSeq and is a predicted model, not a curated record. Bases 1 to 723 code for a protein of 240 amino acids. NCBI's taxonomy places the organism in Eukaryota, Metazoa, Chordata, Cladistia, Polypteriformes, Polypteridae. The transcript has 7 exons.
AUGGCUCAACAGCCUACACUGGCACAAGUAAAAGGCACUCUUGCUAUUGAUGAACAGAACCCUGAUGGAAGAGAGAAGGCCCUUAGUCAUAGCUUAGCUGAAAAGACUUCUGAACCUCAAGAGAAAGAAGCAGUUGUUACUAAUGAGCAGACUGAAGACAACAGUGGAUCUGACACUGAACCAGUUUCUUUAGAAAAGAGUGAGCUUGAUUGUACUGUGCCAAAAAUUAAGCGCUCUGACAGUGUUAUUGUGAGUGAAGAGAUGCUUCAAAACUGUUCCGAGUCAUCAGAUUCCAGUAUGAACCAAAGCGAUGAUGACUAUAUUCCUAACUCAUCAGAAGAGAGUAGUCCAGACUGCAGUAGUGACAGCUUAUCAGCACACAUGAGUGACAAAAUAGAUAAAGAUGAGAAAUCCUCUGCAUCAUGUUCCACGUAUGAUAGACCUGUACCUGAUUCCAGUGUUUCAGACUCUGAAAGCAAAGAAUAUGAUUCAGUAUCUGUAAAGGCAGUUUCUGUAAAAACCGGUGGAGGAAGAGUAUAUGACAAAAAACAUUUUUGCCUUUUCUGUGAAAAAGUAGUGAUUGAAAAUGAAACAUCAGAAAGUGAGGAAGAAUUAAGUGAUCAUGAAGGUGAUGCAGAAAUGCAAGUUAAGCAGAUGACACGAGCACAGGGCCAAGUUCAGGAAACAAAAAUUACAGUGUUUGCCAAGGUCGUAAAUGAGUGA